Carya illinoinensis is the source of this 1933-nucleotide messenger RNA. RefSeq names its product dihydropyrimidinase-like. Gene Ontology annotation, cellular component: cytosol; cytoplasm. The transcript has 13 exons. Gene Ontology annotation, molecular function: dihydropyrimidinase activity. Lineage: Eukaryota; Viridiplantae; Streptophyta; Magnoliopsida; Fagales; Juglandaceae. The coding region runs from base 117 to 1733 and encodes 538 amino acids. Gene Ontology annotation, biological process: pyrimidine nucleobase catabolic process. The record is from RefSeq and is a predicted model, not a curated record.
GCCUCGUGGCAACAAUGGCAGAGAAUCUUUAAUAAGAUAUAGGAGUGUGCGAUCCGAAGUUCCCGUUCUUCCCGAGAGGCAGUUGUAAAGCUCGGUCAGUCUCAGACUCAUCAGUCAUGGAGUCGAGUUGCAUGUCCCAGAUGCUCCUCCAUCUAUUUUCGCUCGCUCUUCUUCUCUCUACCUGCUUUUCGAUUUCCGAGUCAAACCAGUUUUGUGAUGCUGGGAUUGGGUAUGGUGAGUCGGCAUGUGGAGUUUCGUCGUCAACGUCACCGUCAAAGAUAUUAAUAAAGAGUGGAACUGUUGUGAAUGCUCAUGGAGAAGAGAAGGCUGAUGUUUAUGUGGAGAAUGGGAUCAUAAUUGCUGUGAAGCCUAAUAUCAAGGUUGCAGAUGAGGUUACCGUGCUUGACGCCACUGGGAAGUUUGUCAUGCCCGGUGGCAUUGAUCCUCACACACACCUAGCUUUUGAGUUUAUGAAUACCGAGACAGUUGAUGACUUCUUCAGUGGUCAGGCUGCAGCAUUAGCUGGUGGAACAACAAUGCACAUUGAUUUUGUUAUACCAGUUAAUGGGAGUUUAACAGCUGGAUUUGAAGCCUAUGCAAAAAAAGCAAAGAAGUCUUGCAUGGAUCAUGGUUUCCACAUGGCAAUUACAAAAUGGGACGAAGUUGUUGCAAAAGAAAUGGAAAUCAUGGUGAAGGAGAAAGGUAUCAACUCCUUCAAGUUCUUCCUGGCCUACAAGGGGGCACUUAUGAUUAAUGAUGAGCUUUUAUUAGAAGGGUUUAAGAAGUGCAAAUCCCUUGGUGCUUUAGCUAUGGUUCAUGCAGAAAAUGGAGAUGCUGUAUAUGAAGGGCAGAAAAGAAUGAUAGAACUUGGUAUUACUGGUCCAGAAGGGCAUACACUUUCAAGACCUCCGUUGUUGGAAGGAGAGGCAACUGCUCGAGCAAUUCGUUUGGCAGGUUUUGUUAAUACUCCUCUCUAUGUAGUUCAUGUAAUGAGCAUUGAUGCUGUGGAAGAAAUAGCUAGAGCUCGAAAAAAAGGUCAAAGGGUUAUAGGAGAGCCAAUUGCUGCUGGGUUAGCACUUGAUGGUUCUAAAGUUUGGGAUCCUGACUUCGUCACUGCCGCAAAGUACGUUAUGAGUCCCCCUCUUAGGGAAUCUGGACAUAACAAGGGCCUUCAAGCUGCCCUUUCAACUGGAGUUUUGCAGCUUGUAGGAACCGAUCAUUGUUCCUUUAAUUCUACACAGAAAGCACUCGGGAUUGAUGAUUUCCGAAAAAUUCCUAAUGGUGUCAAUGGUAUUGAGGAGAGAAUGCAUCUUGUAUGGGAUACAAUGGUGGAAUCUGGCCAAAUUUCUGUUACUGAUUAUGUUCGGGUAACAAGCACAGAAUGUGCUAGAAUCUUCAAUAUAUAUCCUAAAAAAGGAGCAAUUCUUCCUGGAUCUGAUGCAGACAUAAUUAUACUCAACCCAAACUCAAGCUUGGAAAUAUCUGCAGGGUCCCACCACUCUAGGUCAGAUACAAACGUUUAUGAGGGAAGGAAAGGAAAGGGAAAGGUUGAAGUGACAAUUACUGGAGGAAGAAUUGUUUGGGAAAAUGAUGAACUGAAGGUUGUUCCUGGUUCUGGAAAGUAUGUAGAACUGCCACCAUUCGGUUAUCUGUUCAAUGGAAUCGAAAAGCUAGAUGCUAUGUAUUUAUCUUCUCUCCAAGCUCCAGUAAAGCGAUUUAAAUCCGCAGCUUAAACUGCAGUUACUAUUACUGCUACUCUACUAGGUUCGUCUGGAGGGAAAAUAAUACACGAUACUCAUGUAUAACUGGCCUUGGCUUUGUAUAGAAGAGAAAUAAAUGAGACCAGGCUAAUGUCAUCACCGCUUGGUGUCAAAUGUAAAUGAAGUUUUCUAUGGAUGUAAAUUAAUGGAACUCUACUAUUACUGUUUCCUAA